Acaulospora morrowiae is the source of this 291-nucleotide messenger RNA. NCBI's taxonomy places the organism in Eukaryota, Fungi, Glomeromycota, Glomeromycetes, Diversisporales, Acaulosporaceae. The record is from the annotation of a GenBank genome assembly.
AUGCUUCGAGCUUCUCUUAUCCAUAUCUGUAAAUUAGUCAACAUACCGACAACACUUAUUCGCAGGAAUCGGGUUAUCCAUGUGAAGAGAGACUUUGUAACCGAUGCCAUACCUCAAUUUUCUCAAUUUUAUGGUUUCUUACAACCUAAACUUAAAGCUACCUCUCAUAAACCUUCAUUAGGGUCCAAGGUACUGAAUUUAUUAACAAGAAACACUUACAAAACAUAUUCACCCGAAGACACGGGCGAAAUCUUUCAGAAAUGUAAGAACUUGACCCAACUUAAGAACUCG